GGGGCGGGCGGCUGUAAACAAACAGGGCGGCGGGCCAUGGCGGCGGCCGCGGGCCGCGCUGGGGGGCUGUGAGCGCCGGUGUCCGCCGGGGCGGGCGGCUUCGGUGCGGUCCCCGUACGGGGGCUGCGGGGCCGGGGCUGGCGGCACACAUGGAUGACAGCAAGGUGGUUGGAGGCAAGGUAAAGAAACCGGGCAAGCGAGGUCGUAAACCAGCCAAAAUAGACUUGAAGGCAAAACUUGAAAGAAGUCGUCAGAGUGCAAGAGAGUGCAGAGCCAGGAAGAAGCUGAGGUACCAGUACCUGGAAGAGCUGGUUUCAAGCAGAGAGCGAGCCAUCUGUGCUCUCAGAGAAGAGCUUGAAAUGUACAAGCAGUGGUGCAUGGCGAUGGACCAAGGGAAAAUCCCCUCUGAAAUAAAAGCCCUGCUAACUGGAGAGGAGCAAGGCAAAGCACAGCAGAACUCAACCAAACUUGCCAAGGCUGGGAAGACAGAAGCAAACAGCAGCAAUCCUUGAGACCAAUGCAGAACCUUCCGCACUGCAGCAGAGAUAGCUUGGUAGCUAGCAGAAGAACACUGUUGUGAGAGAAGUGGAUGCAUCCCCAGAUGCAGGGGGAAGUAUCCCAGUCCGCUGUCUUCUCUUUGCUCCUCCCCACAUGAAACUCUUUGAUUGUGGUGUUCCUAAGCCUGCAUGGAGUGGGGCUUUUGGGGUAAUAGGUGUUUGUCUAAGCGGAGCCUUGUUCUUCCUUUCUCUACACCACCCUCCCCAAAUACAGCUAUGGCAGCUUUUGGGCAUUCCCAAUAAGAGAUGGGGGCUGCUUUUGUGUCAGAGCCCAGAAUUAGACUGGGUUUGUGGUCAGUAGUUAUGUGGCUGGUAACUGUUGUGGGAGUCUGAGAGGUUCUGUAAAAUAAAAGCAAGAGGAGGAUCUUGUAAGAGCUUUGCUAAAGCCAAAUGGAGUACUACAGGUUGAGGACAAGGAAGUGGAUCAAAAGCUUUCAGUAAGAAGGUUUAUAGUAAUGUAAUUUGUAACCUAAAUAAAGAUGUUGCUCUCGGCAUCCUUUUAUAAUACGGCAUGUCUUUUAUGUUAUUGGGACUCUUUAAAAGACCUACGAGAUAUAUUCCCUGCUUCUGCCCAUACUUCUCUUGCAGGAUGCAUUUCCCACCCCCCACGCUCCCAGUAAGACAGUCAAAGCAUGUCCCUCCACCUUGCUUUGAGCAGUGGAACAACUGCCAUCCCAUCCUACCCACUGUGCCCUGCUAUCUAUCUUUCUGUAUCUACCUACCCUUUGCCCCUAGUAUAUUUCUGGACUGCAACUUAAUAUGAAUACAGCUGUGCUAUCCUGGUUUCCCAGCUAAAGAUAAUGCCAAGAACUGGCAGCAAGGAAAACAAGUUGCAUCAGUUUGGUUUUAUGAUCAGAGAGGUGAUGGCAAAAGUCUUGCAGGCUGAUUGACCUAUCCCAGAUAUUGACAGAUAACCUGCUGCUUUCCUUAGACCGCUCUUUCUCCUGUAUAUGCUUUUUGCAUUUAUAUGAUGCAAUGUGGAGAGUGGAGCUCUUGGGAUUUUCAGUGGGAGUUUUGCUUGCUUAUUCUCUGUUUCGUUUGUGACAACGUCUUUCUCUGUAUUUUAUGAAAUGCAUGAAACAUUUUUUAAUCUUAUGUUUUCUUCUUCAUUUCAUAGAAUAAAUAUUAUAAUGAAUGA
Messenger RNA from Harpia harpyja (harpy eagle), 1695 nucleotides. It is a transcript of the gene CREBL2, whose product is annotated as cAMP responsive element binding protein like 2. The coding region runs from base 150 to 512 and encodes 120 amino acids. The transcript has 4 exons. The record is from RefSeq and is a predicted model, not a curated record. Gene Ontology annotation, cellular component: nucleus. NCBI's taxonomy places the organism in Eukaryota, Metazoa, Chordata, Aves, Accipitriformes, Accipitridae. Gene Ontology annotation, molecular function: DNA-binding transcription factor activity. Gene Ontology annotation, biological process: regulation of DNA-templated transcription.